This is a messenger RNA of Racocetra fulgida, 414 nucleotides long. The record is from the annotation of a GenBank genome assembly. Lineage: Eukaryota; Fungi; Glomeromycota; Glomeromycetes; Diversisporales; Gigasporaceae.
AACAUUGACGAGACUGGUUUUGUUAUUGCUUUCAAAAUUCAAAAGGAAGAAAUGUUAAUACCAACAGUUGUAUCCUCCCUUCAACCAACCCGUAAAUACCCUACUCGAGCUGACACUGUUCAGGAAUUAGAAUUAUUAAAAGAAGGAAUUAAGUCUCUUGAGAAUGAGAUAGAAUUCUUGAAAAAAGAAAAUAAAUCAGUAAAAAAAGAUCUUACCUCAGCAAAAGAAGAACUAGAAAUGUACAAAAGGCCUAAAUUAAAAAAAGUAGAAGAAUUAGCUAAAAGUAAAGCUGAAAUCGCAAAGAAAAAAAAGGAAGCUGCUGCAGAAAAGCAGGCAAAACGUGAGUUAGAAAAGGCACAAAAAAAAGCUGCACUCGCACAUAAAAAAAAAACUAUAAAUGAUAAAGAAAAUUAA